AGAAGAGACAAGAGUAGAGAACGAAGAAUACGGACUUCUGCGGGGAAAUGGAGAAGCUGAAGUCUCUGCUUCCAGACGAGCUCAAGAGGAUGGUUUGGAACAGCACGGUGGAAAAUCUUCCGGCGGCGAGUUCUUCUCUUCUUGAGUUCCUCCUCAAUUUGCCGCAAUUUCACCAAAUGGUUAGAGAUUUGGCUGCUCCAGAGGACUCGCUGUGUGCGAAGAAUAAAGCCGCUGCUAUGGAAUUAAAGAAGAAGGGCAACCAAUGCUAUUCAAAUGGAGACUACGCUGCAGCGCUGCAUUGCUACUCUCAGGCGCUACGAGUUGCUCCGCAGGAAGCUGAUGACAGGGAUAGAAGUCUAGUUGCAGCAUUGUUUUUGAACAGAGCUUCAGUGUUCCAUAGACAAGGCCUACUAAAGGAGUGUCUACGAGACUGUAAUCGAGCACUUCAGAUUUCGCCUAGCUAUUCAAAGGCUUGGUAUAGGAGGGGCAAAGCAAAUGCUGCUUUGGGAAAUCGUCAGGAAGCAAUCCUAGACUUGGGGGUUGCGAAGGAUAUGGAGAUUUCGUUAGCUGGAAAGAGACAGAUAGAAUGUGAAUUAGACAUGAUUAUUAGCCAACGACAAUCUGCAAGCAGGAUAGUGGAUCAAUGUAGCCAGAUAAGUACGGGAGGAGCAGGUGCUGGUACUAGCAAUACAACUCUCAAAACUUAAUUCUGUUGUGUCUUAAGCUGCCAUCUUUGUUGGUGGAAAAUGAACUCUACUUUGGACAUUGUGUACCCAAUACACGGAGUUCAGUACUCUCUUUUUGCCUACCUCCAUAAUUAGUUCACAGCUCCAAGUAUCCGUCCAAAGUUUUAACUAGCGAAAAGGGUAGCCAACUUGCAAUUUUUGUAUCCAUCAUGCAUUUUGGAGGUGUAGAGUUGAAAUAAAACAAGCUGCAAAUUGUUUUUUACAGGCGAGCCUUGCCAAAGUAGCCUUUCAUGCGUAACAACACAUGAUAAAGGAAGAGGGAUGGCUGCACAAUGUGAUAUUCCUCAAUCAUCCUUGAUUCAUAAGGAAGAACCAUAUGCCCUGGUUAUACUGAAGAGUUCCCGGGAAAGUCAUUGCCAUUACUGCUUGGGUGAACUACCAUUGGAUACAGUCCCUUGCCUAUCAUGUUCAAUCCCCUUGUACUGCUCCGAACGUUGUCGAGCACAAGCAGGAGGAGGAAGUCUUGUUAGGCAUCAAGAGGAACAGAGAGAUAAGUCUUAUGGUGACAGUCUAGAAAAGCAUGUUAUGGAGUCCUUCCGCCGGAUGUUGUCUUGGCUGGCCGCAUACUAGCAAAGCAUCUUUCUCAAACUGGCAUUCUGAUGAACCCCGAAACUCUAAUUACUUUGGGGUUCUCUCACAACUAUUCACUUAUUGCUCAAGGUACCAAAUUGGAGGUGCACAUAUAUGCUAGUGUCUUGCUGUGCUGUCUACAGCAUGCUCUUGGCUUUGAACUUCCAGUGAAUGCUAUCUAUUUGUCCCAGACUGUCAUACUUCUAUCACAAAUCAGGGUGAAUGCUAUGGCAAUUAUUCAUAUGAAAUCUGUUGAUCCUCGUGGGCCUCAUGCUUUCACUAGUACGGUGGAACAGGUCACUGUGGGUCAAGCGAUUUACAAAACUGGCAGUAUGUUCAACCAUUCUUGCCAGCCCAAUAUCAAUGCGUAUUUCCUCUCACGAACUCUUUUUGUACGGACAACAGAGGUUGUUCAAACAGGGUUUCCUUUGGAGUUGUCUUAUGGCCCACAGGUUGGGCAAUGGGACUGUUGUGAUCGUCUUCAGAUUUUAGAAGACAAGUACUCAUUUCGAUGUCGGUGCAGUGGCUGCUCAGAAUUGAAUAUAGCUGAUCUAGUCCUGAAUGCUUUCCAUUGUGCCAAUCCUGAUUGCAUCGGUGUCUUGUUAGAUACCCCUGUGAUAAAAUAUGAAACGGGCAAGCUGACAAGCUCUCACAAGACAUCACGCUUGAAUGGUGGGUCAGAGGUCGAGAAGAUCAAUGUCAAGAGUUUAGUUUGUCUUAAUCUCAUGUCCAACAAUAGCUCUUGUCAUAUCAAACCUGCAUCCUGUUUGAACUGUGGUCAUUACUGCAAUCUUGAUGCUGCACGUGAAGCCGUGGACAAUGCUUUGAGUUGUAUGCAUAGUCUAGAGGAUGCAAUAGCAUCAAAAGAAAUCCCGAGUAUGGUACUAUCAGAUGCUUCAAGGUCCCUUGGUCUUCUGAGAUCAGUACUACAUCCUUAUAACAAACGCAUUGCAGAGGUAUGCUUCCUAACUUCUUAUAACAAAUAAGUCAUUGCAGAACCGAAGUGUUAUGGAGUUGCUCCCUUUGUGGUUGAGUGUAAAGUGGAAGAGUAACCUCAUUAACUCUUAGGUACAAACAAAGGGUGGGCGAGGGAGACAAAUAUCUAAUUAGGCAUUAGUAAUCGCCGAAACAUGGUGAGGGGGAAAAGAGUCUUUUAGAUGAAGGCAAGAAUUUUGUGGUGACAUUAGAUGCAUACCCCAGGACCAUUGGACAUGCCUACCUCUGUAUUAACUAUUAUACAUGUGAGGAACACUUGCAGGCUGAAGAUAAGCUCGCACAAGGGUUUUGUUGGACUGGAGACCUGCGAUCUUCUAAGGGUUUAUGUUCAUCAUCAAUCAAGAUACUGGAAGUGCUCUACGGCAAUGAUCAUAUAGUCAUCGGAUAUGAACUCAUCAAGCUCGCAACCAUUCAGCUAUCCUUGGACGACCCUGAAGUUGCCAAAACCAUAACCAGGCUUGAAAAGAUAUUUCUCCGUUAUUUCGGGGCUCAUGCAAACUUGGUUUUACCCUAUCUAGAAACCCUGAAGAAAGAAUCGCUACCCCUCCAUAGGCAGUUCAGUUCAGUUGAGAUUUAGUUGACAAAAUUUUCUCUCAUGUUAAACUCAGAGUAGUGGUAUUAGAAGCAUGCACAAUGUAUCAUCUUGCUUCUAAUGUGCUAGCAGGCUAAGUUUGUAAUUCUAGAUAUCAACAAUGUCGUACUUAUAUUAGGAAUUUUGGUUCUGAAUGGCAUUCAUCUUUGUAGCUUCA
This is a messenger RNA of Linum tenue, 3061 nucleotides long. The record is from the annotation of a GenBank genome assembly. Lineage: Eukaryota; Viridiplantae; Streptophyta; Magnoliopsida; Malpighiales; Linaceae.